AUGUCGCGGUUACACAACAUGGAGCAACAUAGUAUACAGCGAACGGCAGCGCAGCUUAGAAUAGCUCCCCAUAACAGCGAAGUACGGCAGACAAAGAACCACACGAAAACUGCACCGUCUGCACAACACAGCGCCACAUAUAACCACCUAACAACAUUAGCGGAGUAUAACGCCACCGACACCCACAGCACCAGCAUAACACACCACCACAUACAACAACUUCAGCACAACACCAGCAUAACACAACACCACAUACAACAGCUUCAGCACAACACCAGCAUAACACAACACAUACAACAACUUCAGCACAACACCAGCAUAACACAACACCACAUACAACAGCUUCAGCACAACACCAGCAUAACACAACACAUACAACAACUUCAGCACAACACCAGCAUAACACAACACCACAUACAACAGCUUCAGCACAACACCAGCAUAACACAACACAUACAACAACUUCAGCACAACACCAGCAUAACACAACACCACAUACAACAGCUUCAGCACAACACCAGCAUAACACAACACAUACAACAACUUCAGCACAGCACCAGCAUAACACACCACCACAUACAACAACUUCAGCACAACACCACAUAG
This is a messenger RNA of Penaeus indicus, 606 nucleotides long. RefSeq names its product G-box-binding factor-like. The coding region runs from base 1 to 606 and encodes 201 amino acids. The transcript is spliced from 2 exons. NCBI's taxonomy places the organism in Eukaryota, Metazoa, Arthropoda, Malacostraca, Decapoda, Penaeidae. The record is from RefSeq and is a predicted model, not a curated record.